Molecule: messenger RNA, 1350 nt
Organism: Microcebus murinus (gray mouse lemur)
Lineage: Eukaryota; Metazoa; Chordata; Mammalia; Primates; Cheirogaleidae
Gene: ENY2
Product: ENY2 transcription and export complex 2 subunit
Biological process (GO): mRNA export from nucleus; positive regulation of DNA-templated transcription
Cellular component (GO): nuclear pore; SAGA complex
Molecular function (GO): transcription coactivator activity
Source: RefSeq, a predicted model, not a curated record
CGCCCCGGAAAUGCGUGUUCUAGCUUUCUGUGUGCUUAGGUGCCCGAGCUACUGAGGGUCUAAGUCCGGGCAGCCGAAGAGUGUGGUUAGCAAGAUGAACAAAGAUGCGCAGAUGAGAGCAGCGAUUAACCAAAAGUUGAUAGAAACUGGAGAAAGAGAACGCCUCAAAGAGUUGCUGAGAGCUAAAUUAAUUGAAUGUGGCUGGAAAGAUCAAUUGAAGGCACACUGUAAAGAGGUAAUUAAAGAAAAAGGACUAGAACACGUUACUGUUGAUGACUUGGUGGCUGAAAUCACUCCAAAAGGCAGAGCCCUGGUACCUGACAGUGUAAAGAAGGAGCUCCUACAAAGAAUAAGAACAUUCCUUGCUCAGCAUGCCAGCCUUUAAGAUUGAAUUAGAUUGUGUUGUUCUGUGGUUUUAUUUCUGAAAGUAAAACUUGCCAUAAAUUAGAAAUCAAUUUCCCAAAAUAAAAUCCUUUUUUGUAUGAUGGUAUACAGUUUUCAGUAAUGAUGUAUACAUUGUAUUGAUUUUUUUCCCUAAAUGUGUUAUUUUAAUAAAUAUCUCAUAAAUGAGUUUGAAGUUUGCUUGGAUUUUGGAAUAAAUGGGACUUUGUCUUUAUUACUAAUUCACCAGAUUUGUUAAGAGAGAAAGCAAUUAAUAUAGUUUCAAUAUUUAGUAUGUUCAAGUCUCUGUUAACAGCUGAGAGGUAGUCUUUUUUGAUUGUCUGCAUAUGGUGUAUUCCUCUUUUGAAUCCCCAUAAUAAUGUUAUAAAUUGUAAUGCCCCAUCUUGUACUACAGUUGUCUUUUUCUUAUUUGUUAUAAACGCUAAGGGUUAGGACUGGGUCUUAUUCAUCAUCAUGUGCCUUCCUUAUGCUUCAAAGAAUUUGCCAUCUAAUGGAAGAGAGAACAUUUGCAAGUUGGCUCCAUACCAAGUUCCUUCCACAUACUCUACUCAUCUGAACUUUGAAUGCAGAAUCUUUAAAUUGCAUCCCCACAUACUAAGAUCAAGAAAGAACUUAAUGGAAAUAAUUUCCACCUGUUAGCUUUACUCUGACAUCAGGAUUACCAAAUCCAAUGGACUCUUGCCUAUUCUUAUGUAACUUCUGCUGGAAAAUGAAAAUGUUGACCAUCCUGCCACUUGGAACUCUCUUCCCACUCCUCACAUUGUUUCUUCCUACCACUGGAAGUUCCUUCUGUUUCUUGUGGAGUACUUUUUGCUGUAUGGGACUUUUAAAUAAUGAUGUUUCUUAAGACUCCCUGGGCCCUCUGCGUAACUGAAUAUUCUUUUCUUGGGUAUUUCCCCGGAAACUUGGGUCAGACCAUGGCUUCAGAUACCAACAGGUUGAUAAAUG